GGCAACAAAGAAGUGUGUAUUUACGCUUUAUUAUAAUAGUAUAGAUAAGUGAUAAAUAAACAUUUUGUAUUAAGAUAAGAAAUGAUAGAUGUUGGACAUUAUCGACGAAUAUUAAAAAACAUACAACACAAAGGAAGGAAGUACUCACUUCAAAAUUAGCCCGUUGUAUUGUCUCACUUCGCCCCUUAUCUUUUUAAAUACAUUUUUUAAUGUUGCACUGCGAAAUAUCUAAUUCUAUAUCUUAAAUAUAUUCCUUUUUUCUAAGUCAACAUACGUUUUUAAUGAAAUUAGAAAUAUAUCAUCAUCAUCCCCCAGUCCUUAUCCUACAACCGUAGGGUCAGUGCAACAGGUUUUCAUCCUCUAGGUUAAUCUAUCUUCCGUCAUCUCAGUUGUCAUUUCCCUUUCUUGAUCAUGUCACCUUUCACGCAAUCUAUCCAUCUCUUUCUAGGACUACCUCUACUUGAGCAGCUCCCUACUAAUAAAUAAAGUUCUUCUCGUUACAAAUGAUUUAUCCUCAUAACAUACACAUACAAUGCAAAUCUAUUACUUGUGAACACACUCUGUGUAACAGGCCGAUAUCGGCCUGACGCUGUACUUUAGCUGGUGCGGCCAAAGAAAACAAUGUCCCUCUCGCUAGUGCGGAACGAUUAUAUCAGGUAUAUACAUUGAUUACAUUAAAUCUAUACAUUAUGUUUCCACAAAGUUAUAGCAAUUUCAUAUAUCCCAGUGCUGGUAGGUCUAGAAAGACCUGCCAGCAACUGGCGGAAAUAUCAUUGGGGGCGCAUUUUGUCCUGCCAACGCACCAAAUGAAGAAUUAUAAUUUAACUUGCCGCAGUAAACGUAUUAAUUACUCUACCACUGCGGCUAUUUUUAGACUUAAAUUUACGUAUAUUUCUGAAAAAUUUCAUCAACCUAAUUUAUCAAUCGAAUUAAAAGCAAUUGGACGAUAGUAUCUUUUAUCUCAGUGAUUUGCUUCUGGUGAGAUAAUAUCCAAUACGGAAAUACCUGUAUGAGGACAUUAUUGUGAUCCUUAUCAAUCUUUUUGACAAAACGGAAACAACGAUAUGUUUUUGUGCAUGUGUUUGGACAGUGGAAACUCGAUAUUCAAAUAUAUUUCUGUGCGUGCGUUCACGGUUUUAUCAAGGUUGAACUUGUGAAUUAUUCGUUACACUGUUUGUUGAACCAUCGUGGGACUUUGACGUGAAAUAUUUGUGUGGCUUUGAUAGUAAAUCAUUAUAAUAAGUAUGCAGACACAAUUAAGACCAAUUCUAAACACUGUUAGGGUUUUUAAUAAUGCAAGGUACAUCACAACUGUGAACAAUGUAAUACCCAAUACCACCGAAUCAACGCAGCCGCUGAAGUCAUGGGACGAAAUUCCCGGCCCCACCAAGUUGCCAAUCAUAUCGUUUUUUCAUCAUUUCCUUCCAAUGGGUGCGUUGUAUAAAGCUGAAGGGUUCGAAUUAUUUGAUAGGUUAUACAAAAUAUAUGGACCAAUAGUUAAAUUUCCUGGACUGUUUGGAUCACCAGAUAUAAUAAUUAUAUAUGACGCAGAGACCAUGGCUUAUAUUUUGCGAAGUGAAAAUUUGACGCCAAAGCGACCAGGAUUUCAAUCAUUAGAACAUUACAGAAAUGAAUAUAAGAAAAAAAUUGGUAAAGUAACACACGAGGUGACAAGUCUAAUAACAGAUCACGAGGAAAAAUGGAAGACUCUAAGAUCCGCAGUCAAUCCGGUUUUACUUCAACCUAAGACUAUAAAGCUGUAUACAGAUAUAUUAGAUGACGUAGCUAAAGAUAUGAUAAAAAGGAUGAGAUUGAUUCGCGAUGAAAACAAUAUGUUGAAAGGUGAUUUUAGCAAUGAAAUAAACUUGUGGGCUUUGGAGUCAAUCGGUGUGGUGGCGCUUGGUGGUCGACUCAAUUGCUUCGACCCCAAUCUACCCGCAGAUUCCCCCGUAAGGAAGCUCAUUCAAAUUGUACAUGACUUUUUCACCAUAGCAGAUAAAUUAGAUUUCAAACCGAGUCUUUGGAGAAUAUUUCCAACCAAAGCUUACAAGAAGGCAAUGAAAUUAUAUGAAGAUCAAGAAAAUUUGAACAAAUACUUCGUUCAACAAGCAACUGAGGUGUUAAAAACUAAAAAAGUGGAUGAAGUAUCGGAACACGAGAAAGGAAUUUUAGAGAAAUUACUUGAAAUAAAUGAACAUUAUGCUUACUUAAUGGCUAGUGAUUUUUUAUUUGCUGGCGUGGAUACGGCAGCCAAUACGGUAAUACCAACAUUUUAUUUAUUAGCAAAAAAUCCGGAGAAGCAAAAUAAGUUGAGAGAAGAGAUAUUGUCAGGUUCAGAAAAGAGACCAUAUUUGAAGGCUUGUAUAAAGGAAACAAUGAGAAUGAUGCCAGUACUAUCUGCAAAUUUGAGGCUAACAACUAAGGAGUACAACCUCCUUGGUUACCAUAUACCAAAGAAUUCCCUUUUGACCCUUGCCAAUCAAUGCGCUUCGAUGAUGGAGUGUCACUAUCCAAGACCGAACGAAUACAUUCCGGAGCGAUGGUUGGUAGAAAAAGAAGAUCCACUAUAUCACGGGAACGCACACCCAUUUGCAUUCAUGCCUUUUGGGUUUGGAACUCGAAGCUGUGUUGGUCGUCGCAUAGCUGAGUUGGAGAUGGAAAUUUUCGUCGCUCGAGUCGUUGAAAACUUCCAAAUUGAUUGGUUCGGUGCACCAUUAAAGCAGUAUCAGAGCACAUUGAAUUAUGUAAAAGGGCCCUUUAAUUUUACCUUUAAAGAUAUUUAAUAUUCAAUAAUAUGACUUUUGUUAAAUAAAAGUGACAACCACUCGUUCUUUUUUAUUUGUGUUCAAAAUGUAUAGGUGUUAAGGGAAAUAAAACAAUUUUUUAUACAAUACUGAUUACAUAUUCUCAUUUACUAAAUAAUAAAUGAAAAAUGAAAAUACAUUGUAUUAAAGAACUAGUAACAAAGUAUAGGACAACAUUGAUAACAUUAUAAUAACAAGAUACCUUGAAUUCUUAAAUUAACAGGGGAUCGAACUCGAAAGCAAGACAACCAAAUCAACAUUCAUUAAUAUUAUUGAAACAAAUACAAUUGUGUUAAAUUCAACAAUUAGUAUGAAAUAUGAAUUAGAAAUAAAUGUUGAUGUUUUUUUAGUGUACAAUUAUUACACGUCUACAUAUA
Papilio polytes (common Mormon) is the source of this 3181-nucleotide messenger RNA. RefSeq names its product cytochrome P450 CYP12A2-like. The record is from RefSeq and is a predicted model, not a curated record. The coding region runs from base 1245 to 2783 and encodes 512 amino acids. Lineage: Eukaryota; Metazoa; Arthropoda; Insecta; Lepidoptera; Papilionidae. Gene Ontology annotation, molecular function: heme binding; monooxygenase activity; iron ion binding. The transcript has 10 exons.